Molecule: messenger RNA, 519 nt
Organism: Arctia plantaginis
Lineage: Eukaryota; Metazoa; Arthropoda; Insecta; Lepidoptera; Erebidae
Source: the annotation of a GenBank genome assembly
AUGAUAGUUCGGGAAGGAGAUGACGUCGCAUUACACUGCGCUGCCUCGGGUAUUCCACUCCCAACUGUUCUUUGGAGAAGGGAAGAUUCUGAAUUCUUCAAAGUUAACAAGCAAUCCAGUAAACCCACAGUACAUCUUUCACAGAAGAUGGCAGGGGCAUACAUAGGCGAAACAGUGUUACUGAAGUGCAUGAUUGAAGCGAAUCCCUCCCCUGUUGUAUUUUGGACGCAUGUAGUUAAUAACAAGCUUUAUAAUGGUUCUAAAUAUGAAAUGAAUUUAAAAUCGACGGAGUACAAGCACACGGCUAGUCUCAGAGUAAAAAACGUUACAAGAAAAGAUAUCGGCUCGUAUUAUUGUUAUGCCGAGAAUUCAUUGGGUACAGCCAGAGAUGACGUCACAGUUUACAGUAAGUAUGAAGACAAUCCCAGGCAUAUCCAGUUUUUAAUAGAUUUGAAAGGCAAUUUUUAUGAGCCUAAAAUAAAAGGCAACCUAAAAGUUAAUAUUAAAAGUGCGGUUUAG